This is a messenger RNA of Drosophila biarmipes, 1760 nucleotides long. It is a transcript of the gene Idgf5, whose product is annotated as chitinase-like protein Idgf5. NCBI's taxonomy places the organism in Eukaryota, Metazoa, Arthropoda, Insecta, Diptera, Drosophilidae. The transcript has 3 exons. Gene Ontology annotation, cellular component: extracellular region. The coding region runs from base 52 to 1383 and encodes 443 amino acids. Gene Ontology annotation, molecular function: chitin binding. Gene Ontology annotation, biological process: chitin catabolic process; carbohydrate metabolic process. The record is from RefSeq and is a predicted model, not a curated record.
CCCAGGUCACUUGUUAAUCUAACUUAAAGCAGCUCGGUGGAACGAAACCUGAUGUCAGACCCCAAAAAUCCAUAUAUUGGAUUACUGCUCUGCAGUUUCCUGGCAAUAUUACAGUGCAUAUCCGCUGAGGUGGGAAAACUGGUCUGUUUCUACGAUGCCAAAAGUUUUGUGCGUGAAGGCCCCGCCCAAAUGUCGCUGACUGAACUCGAGCCCGCCCUUCAGUUUUGCAACUUUUUGGUCUACGGCUAUGCGGGCAUCGAUGCUGAGACUUAUAAGAUUAGGAGUUUGGAUCCUUCGUUGACAAAUGACCACCAGCAUUAUCGACACGUCACCGCUCUGCGUCGGAAGUAUCCCCAUGUCAGGUUCCUGCUCUCGGUGGGCGGAGAUGGCGAUUUGGACAGCGAGGGCGUGGCGGAUACGGGCAAGUACCUCAGAUUACUGGAACAGCCGGAGCGCAGGAGAAGCUUCCAGGCGAGCGUGAUAGCGGAGCUCAACAGCAACGGCUUCGAUGGACUCGAUCUCGCCUGGCAGUUCCCCAAGAACAAACCCAAGCCUCAGCAGGGUGUGCUUAAGAGGGUUUGGGGCUCUGUUCGUGGCUGGUUCAGUUCCCAAUCGGUGGAUGAGAAGUCCCAGGAGCAUCGGGAGCAGUUCACCGCCCUCCUGGGAGAGCUGCAGUCGGAUUUGCGACGCAGUGGACAACUCCUGACCGUCACCAUGCUGCCCCAUGUGUCGGCAGAACUCUUCAUUGAUGUUCCCGCGGUUCUUGGCCACGUGGACUUCGUCAACCUGGGCACCUAUGACUUCCAGACCCCGGAACGAGAUCCCAAGGUGGCAGAUCUGCCCGCUCCGCUGUAUUCCAUGUACGAUCGGGAUCCCAGCCACAAUGUGCAGUACCAGGUGCAGUAUUGGCUGAACCAAACGUCCGAAAUCAGUGCCCACAAGCUGCACGUGGGAGUUACCAGCUAUGGCCGAGCUUGGAAUAUGACCCGAAAAUCUGGAAUCACGGGCUAUCCACCGAUUCCGGCGGCAAACGGUGCUGCUCCUGCGGGUAGGCAAACGGUUACUCCCGGGCUACUGAGUUGGCCGGAGACGUGCGACCUGCUCCAACAGCAGCCGCCGGAUCGGGAGGUGCCCCAUCUGCGCAAGGUGGGUGAUCCCACCAAGCGCUUCGGGAUCUACGCCUAUCGGGCGGCCGAUGACCAGGGGGAGAACGGCCUGUGGGUGGGCUACGAGGAUCCCACAACGGCGGCCAUCAAGGCUGGUUUUGUCCAAGCCCAAGGAUUGGGCGGAGUAGCCUUUCACGACCUGUCCCUGGAUGAUUUUCGGGGUCAGUGUGCCGGCGAAAAAUUCCCCAUUCUACGUAGCAUCAAAUAUAAGUUAUAGAAGUACUGAUAAAAUGUAAAAAGUACUCUGUUGACCGAAUGCCGACCCUAAUGCCCACAUAUAACAUCUAUUUAAAAUUUUAAUUAAAAAAAAAAAAUCAAUUAAUGGAUUUUUCGAACCCUCCCCUUACUAGAAAGAUAAGGAAAUGAUAAUGUGGGAGGAAAAACAAAACAAAUCGUUGAAAUAAUGUUGUCUUUAUAAUUUAUACCGAUGAAUUUCAAAGUCAGAGCAGUUUUUAAGUAAAGGAUUGCUAACUUAAAUUUGUAUUUACUUUAUUAAAACCAAAUGUAAUUAUCAACUUUUCAAAUUCGGGUAUUUUUUUAAAGAAACCCAUUUAAUUUUUCUUAAUUUUAACAAAAAUAAAUUUUUUAAUUUGA